AUGGUCUCAGGAACCACUGGACAGGGUAUUAUCAAUCCGAUUGAGGCUCAAGCGCGUCCGACAGGUGCCGGUUUAGGUGCGGUCCGCGAGAAAACCAAACAGGCUCGCGAUGAAGAACGCCGGGAAGCCGAGCGCAAAGGCGAGACGGUCGAAGACAGCUCCGACGAAGAAAAACGAAGACGGAGAAAGAAGAAACAAGAACGCAAGACAGAAAGUCGGAGUGGUACGGGUACCCCGGUUGCGCGCGUCAAACCUCAAUUCCGCACCGCAAGGGAAAUGGAGACCGACAUGGAAGGAUUGGAGGUGCCAAACGUUCUUAAAUCGCUUGUGGAUGCUACGGGCAAGGAACAACGAGUCCUGACCUCGACGGCCGGCUUGAUGACAUCGCAAGAAUUUGUGAGCCAAGGGGAAGGAGAAGCUCUAAAGAUUGCUCGGCGUGCUCGGAAUGACCUUGAAGCUUUCGCAGACGAGUGGAAGGGCUUGACGGAGCGGAAGAAGUUCAUCGAGAUUGAGGAAGCACAGGUUGUCGAAGAAUUGGACGAAUACCAAUCUCGAGUCGACCAUCUUACAGGAUUGAUUGCGGCUGUGCAGGAGCUGGACUUCUAUGAACAUGACGAAAGCAUUAUAUCUAAGUUCGAUGAGAUGACUGGCAAGCUCGAAGCUAUGGAAUCGAAGUACCGCGAUAUUAUGGAUGAAUACAAACUGGCGGAGGCCGCUGUGGCUGCCAUACAUCCUCUAUUUCGGCAGGCCAUGGAGGAGUGGGAGCCACUACAGAACCCUACGUUCCUCGUUUCAAACCUCAGUCGUCUCCAGCCACUUCUCACCAGCCAGAACAAGAAAGGGGAAAUCCGACAACGUCAGUCAACUUCUCCAUAUGAGACUAUGAUAUAUACUCUAUGGCUACCCCGAGUCCGCUCAGCACUCAUGAAUGACUGGGAUGUCCAUGAACCUUCUACUGCGACAAACCUGGCAAUGGCCUGGAAACCGGUCAUACCGCCUUUUGUAUUCGCAAAUUUACUGGAUCAAUUGGUGGUUCCCAAGCUCAGUGGUGCCUUGAAGCAAUGGAAACCCCGAAGCAGCCGACGACAUCCGUCUGAGCAUGACGGACAGUUCCCGUGGUGGUUGUUCACAUGGUUACAGUACUUGGACGAUCGACACACCAACCCCAGGCAACCAACAGGUCUCAUGUCGGAUGCCAAGAGAAAGUUCCGUGUGGUGUUAGAUUCCUGGAGCCUGCGCCGGGGCCUUGUGAACGGCAUUGAGUUGUGGCGAGAUGCAUUAGGCCCAGAGUUUGAUGUAUGCUUGCGCAAUCACCUACUGCCUCGCCUUGCACGUCAUCUUCGUGAGGACUUUGUCGUGAACCCGCAAGACCAGGAUUUGACCACAUUAGAGGAUGUUCUCCGCUGGAGAAGUUUCUUUAAGCCUAAUGUUAUGGGCAUGUUGCUGGUGGCAGACUUCUUCCCGAAGUGGCAUGAGAUCUUGUAUAUCUGGCUCACCAACGAUCCUAAUCACGAAGAAGUCGGCGAAUGGUUCUCAUGGUGGCAGACUCAGAUCCCGGCGGAGAUCAAUGAUCUUGCGAUGGUUCAGGAUGAGUGGAAUAAGGGUCUGCAGACUAUGGAUCAUGCCUUGAAUCUUGGAGAUCGCGCCGCGGCCGAGUUGCCGCGCCCCGCACUUCCCAUGCAGUCAGCGCUUCCCACGCGAGAAGAUGCCGUGGCCGAGGCAGCAGCGGCAGCACCAGUUCCUUCGCACGCCAAGCCCCAGGCGAGCAAAGAAGAACCUGCAUUCAAGGAUAUAGUGGAAAGUUGGUGCAUGGAUCAGGAACUCCUCAUUCGUCCAUUGCGGGAAGCGCACCCCAAGAAUGGCCUGCCUCUGUUUCGGAUCACGGCGAGCGUCACUGGAAGCGGUGGCGUGGUGGCAUAUUUACAAGGAGACGUCGUAUGGGUUCAGAACAAAAAAGCCAAGGAUGUUUGGGAACCGAUGGGCUUGGAGGAUCAAUUGGUGGAGCGUGCCGAAGGCCGAUAG
Messenger RNA from Penicillium waksmanii, 2022 nucleotides. RefSeq names its product putative G-patch domain protein (TFIP11). Gene Ontology annotation, cellular component: U2-type post-mRNA release spliceosomal complex. Bases 1 to 2022 code for a protein of 673 amino acids. Gene Ontology annotation, biological process: spliceosomal complex disassembly. The record is from RefSeq and is a predicted model, not a curated record. The transcript has a single exon. Lineage: Eukaryota; Fungi; Ascomycota; Eurotiomycetes; Eurotiales; Aspergillaceae.